GCUGCUCUCGGGAAAAGAGAGAAUGGGCAGACGGCGGUCGCCGGUUGUUUAGUGCAGUUUUCUUUUUAUUUCUUUUGUGUCUUUGACAACUUGUGUUUUAACGCUCAGUUUAGACGGGUUUAUGUACAGCAUGGGAGACCUCAGCAGGGAGGGGAGCUGUACUGUAAAACACGAACUGACGAGUGCUAACCUCACUGGACAUAGAGAAAGAGUUGGAUUAGAAAACUUUGAGCUACUGAAAGUUUUGGGAACAGGAGCAUAUGGUAAAGUUUUUCUGGUUAGAAAAAUUAGUGGCCAUGAUGCAAACAAACUCUAUGCGAUGAAAGUGCUUAAGAAGGCUUCCAUUGUACAAAAAGCAAAAACAACUGAGCACAUCAAGACAGAACGGCAAGUGUUAGAACAUAUUCGACAGUCUCCUUUUCUAGUCACAUUGCACUAUGCUUUCCAAACGGACACCAAGCUUCAUCUUAUACUAGAUUAUGUGAAUGGUGGUGAGUUGUUUACACAUCUGUACCAAAGGGAACACUUCACAGAAGAAGAUGUUCGAAUCUAUGCAGGAGAGAUUGUAUUAGCACUAGAACACCUUCAUCAGCUUGGCAUCAUAUAUCGAGAUAUCAAGCUUGAAAAUAUUUUAUUGGAUGGUGAUGGUCACAUCGUUUUGACAGACUUUGGACUUAGCAAGGAAUUUGUCACUUUUGAGGAUGAACGAACAUAUUCAUUUUGUGGUACCAUUGAAUAUAUGGCACCAGAGAUUAUUCAAGGAGGAAGUAGUGGCCAUGAUAAGGCAGUUGAUUGGUGGAGUCUUGGAGUCCUUGUGUACGAACUGCUGACAGGAGCUUCGCCUUUCACCGUGGACGGUGCAAAAAACUCUCAUUCGGAAAUCUCGAGGCGAAUCUUAAAAAAUGAUCCUCCAUUUCCUGUGGAAAUUCAGUCCACUGCCAAGGAUCUAAUACAGAAACUGUUGGUGAAAGAUCCGAAACAAAGACUUGGAUCAGGGCUGACAGGAGCUGCAGAGAUAAAGUCUCAUUCAUUUUUCCAGGGCCUAAACUGGAGAGAUUUAGUAACCAAGGCAAUCAAACCUCCCAUCAAACCAGUCAUCCAAAAUGAACUUGAUGUCAGCAACUUUGCAGAGGAGUUUACACGAAUGGAUCCAGCCUAUUCUCCUGCUGCUCUUCCCCAGCAUACAGAUUUAUUUAAGGGCUAUUCAUUUGUUGCGCCUUCUAUACUGUUUAAUCGAAAUGCCAUAAUGAAUCAUACAUGCAUCUAUGAUCUGCAGAUGGCCCUGGAACGACCAGACAACAAUACUGUUACACGCAGUGCUAUGUCAAAGGAUUCCCUCUUUUACCAGAAUUAUGAAUUGAACAUGAAAGAGAAGCCACUUGGUGAAGGAAGUUUUUCUGUUUGUAGGAAGUGUCGACAUAAAAGAACUGGACAGGAAUACUGUGUCAAAAUCGUCAGCAGACGAAUGGAAGCCUGUACGCAAAGGGAAAUUGCAGCACUGAAGCUUUUAGGGGCCCAUCCUAACAUUGUUGAACUAUGUGAAGUUUACCAUGAUCAGUUACAUACAUACAUGGUUACGGAGUUGUUAAAAGGAGGAGAACUACUGGAACGUAUUAAAAAGAGGAAGCAUUUCAGUGAAUCUGAAACCAGAAGAAUUAUGAGCAUGCUCGUUUCUGCAGUUCGUUAUAUGCAUGAUUGUGGAAUUGUGCACAGAGAUUUAAAACCAGAGAAUAUUUUAUUUACUGAUCAGAAUGAUGGCGCACUGAUCAAGGUAGUAGAUUUUGGGUUUGCAAGAGUUAAACCUUCCGACAGCCAGCCGUUGAAAACUCCAUGUUUCACUUUCCAAUACGCAGCUCCUGAAAUUUUCAAGCAAAAUGGUUAUAAUGAGUCUUGUGAUCUGUGGAGUCUUGGAGUAAUAUUAUAUACAAUGUUGUCAGGACUGAUUCCUUUCCAAAGUAUGCAGAGAACUGUUAUACCAAACACUGAUGAACAAAUAAGAACAACAAAGGAGGCAAACUUUUCACUUGCUGGAGAAAUCUGGAACAAUGUUUCACAAGAAGCUAAAGAGCUGGUGCAAGGUUUACUUACUGUGGAUCCAAACUCUCGUCUGAAGUUAUCUAGCUCAAGAUUGAACAACUGGCUUCAAAAUAGCCAUUGUUUGUCCUCUAAUACAUUGGUGUCUCCAAAUAUUCUUGAUUCUUCCACUAACAGUUACUUCAAAUCUUCUUUUAUGGCUCUUAAUAAAUGCAAGAGAGAAGGAUUUUUCCUCCAAAGUGUUGAAAACGCUCCUUUGGCAAAGAGGCGAAAGAUGAAGAAAAGUAGCACAAGUACAGAGACUCGGAGCAGUUCUAGUGAAAGCUCGUCUUCUCAGUCUCAUGGUAGAACGUCUCCAAUAUGCAUCAUACAAGUUCCUUUACCAGCAAAAAAGUCUGUUUGUGUCUUCCAAUUUUCUGAAACUUUAAGUAACAGUUUCAAUGAUACUUCAGUCUAGCUAUUAUAAAAAUAAUCUUCAAUAUUUAUUUACCUUUCAAGAUUGAUUGGCAGCUGUACUUUUGGUCAUCCAGGUGUCAAAUUGUGGAAUCCUUCCCUAAAACCCUCUGUUACUCCAACCUUUCCUCCUGUCUGCCCCCUCUCCCAUCCACUCAAUCCCUCUUAUUCUCCAUUAGGCACCUCUCAGUUCUGUUGAAUGGCGGAGCAAGCUCAAGGAAGUGAAUGGUAAAUCUGGUAUAACGGGCUCAAAAAGUAAAAUUGUUGUGAAAAUAUGGGUAUUUUUCUUGUACAUUAAACAGAAAAGUAUUCUUGUACAAUACUCAAACAAUGAAGUUUGUUGUCGGAUGCAAAGAAAAGCAGCUUUCGAAAGCAAAUUUGAAUAACUGAGUGGCUUAGAGUUAAAAAAUUAACAGCAUUACGAUGAAGUAGUGAUGAUUUCGCAGGUGUGUUUCUGUUGUGAAGGUGAAUCGUUUAGGUUGUGUGUAGUUAUGAAGUUUUGCUUCGGUGAACUGUCUGUUUACUGUUCAACAUUUACAGGGAAUUUUGAUGUUUAAUUUCUAGAAAGUUCAAGCUAAAAUUUGGAAAAUAAAUGUUUUGCUAACUUGGGUGGCUUAGUCAUAUCAUAACUUUAAGUUCUCCUUUGUAAGAAGGAGUAAGCAAUCAGAGGGCUAACCACUGAGAUGAUUAGAGGAUUAGGCUAAGUAGAUGGGCAACAGUUGUAAAAUUGUCGGGGGAUAGGGAAAGUUACUGUGAACUGUGAGAGUGUCUUAAGUGUGCUUGAUGUGUACUUUGCAUUUUAAAAAAAAGUCAAUAUGGUGCUUCAAAAGAAAUUACUUUAGAGUCUCAAAUCAGUGAAAAUUUCACUGCGCAAUCAUGAAAAAUUAGACAGCCUGACUCCUGCCAAAUUGCGACUUUGUAGGACUGUGAUAAUGCUGCAAAUGGGGCUUCCAGAAGGGAGGAAAAAGCAGUAAUCCUCAAGACAGCAGUGGUGGCACAGAGAUAUUGUCUUUUGCAAACAGAUUUCUUAAACAAGCAUGCAUUCAACGGCAGUUUAAUUUCUUAUGUUUUGGUUUGCACCAUUCUUUGGAAUGAUGUUACUAUAAAGGUAGGUGGGUGUCAUUGGGUGGGAAGCAAUGAGUUAGCUCAGGCCAGGAAUCAUUGAGGGCCAACAAUGAGUAAUGCAGUUAGGACUGGAAGAAUUUUGAGUGUUAAUUUGAGAAACAGUGCAUGAGGUACGAUCAUGGGCUGAGAGGAAGUUGAAUUACUUUUGUAGUAGUAUUAGAUGAACAUAUAAUUGGCUUCAGAAUGGUCUUUAGGUUGAUGUGGACCUUUUUUAAAAGCAAGUAUGAGUGAAUUUCUUCUGGUGUUCUUUGGGAAUUUGGGAAUCACAGCCAUCAUAGGCUUUACAAAUGCACAAAGCUGAAGAAAGAUAGCCCAUUGAAAGUAGUUGCUGUGAAGAGGUUGCAGAAACGAAGGGAGCUGAAAAUAGACCUCAUGUCGUGGGGCAACCUCAUUGUUUGAUUUUGAUUGUUUUGAUCUUUCAGUAAUAGGAGGUCUUGUUGCACUAUAUUUGUCUAUACAUCUAGUUCAUGUUAGAGUCCCAUGCCAGGACCUUUUUGGCAAUGGAAAGUAUGCUUGUAAGAUGGUCAAACAGAUUGAUUACCAGCCUGUAAAUCCUUCUGUAUGUCUGAAGGCAAGUGGUAAGAGUGUGAGAAACUCCUGGUCAGCCAUCGAGCAGAAGGCAAUGGGAAACCACAGCAGCACUUUGCCCAUAGGAGUGGACCAAUCAAAUGGAAGUCCUUGACCCAACAAGUUUAAUUUGGCUGGGAGAAAAGAAAGAGAAAUUACUAAAUCUCCAGUCAUAAAUUUUAUUAUUCAGGUUUAUUCAGUUGGUGGCUCAGGCAGCACUGUAGCUGUAAUAUUAAUAAGUGAUUGUUUCAGUAAUUUUAUAUUUUUGUGUAGUACUUCAUUUAUCAACACUUUGUUUAAAAAUCUGAAGGAACUAAAUGCUCUUUUUUUCAUGUUUACUCUAUCUUACUGGUACUUUGUACUACUUUGAUUUCAAUCAUAUUUACUUGAUUGGUAACUCAAAACAGAUGCUUUUGUAGAAAUUAAAACAGAUGCAUGAUCCUAUGACAUCGACUACCUCUAAAGCCACACUUUCAUAUGAGAUACCUUUGAAAGGGUUAAUGUUAUGAACAUGUGCUAGAUGCAAGGAAUUAGUUAUAUAGAUGGAGAAACCUAUUUAAGUGAAUUGGGCAAUUAUUCUUGGUAUAAGCUAUUAAAUAAAGCAAUAAUGUAUAUUUAUUUUUGUUUGUAAAUAAGCAUUAAUAAUUACCAUACUUCAAAUAUAUUUUAAAACUCCAUUGUCAUAAAUACUUAUUUUGAAAUAAAUUUCAUUUCAUAUCAAGAAAGGGAAAUCUGCUUCCACUACUCUGAUCAUGUAUCAGUUAUGUGAGAAAAGGCAAGCUUUCAAUAAUAGUUCUGAAGUUUUUGUCUAUAAUCUGUUAAAAGUAUUUAUUUAAAUCAUAACUACUGUUGUAGGCUCAAUUUGAAUUAUUUUAAUGAGUAAGAUAUUCUAGCUGGUCUAGGAAAAAUAGUCAUAACUGUUGCAAGCUAUUUUCUAUUCUGUAUGACUGUGAUUAUAAAUUAUUACUAAUCAAAUGUCUGCUUUGAGUAAAGAAAUGAGAUGCCAUCUUCUUGAUGUGUACUUUCUUUAAAUGCAAUAUUUUGAUUUUUACAUGGUUUGCUUUUUUAUGCAGUUUAAUUUUAAAUGAAUUUAUUUGUGUUCUGUUAGAGUAAUGGGUACAGGAAACAAACACUUCACGCAACAACAUUCUUGACAGUGUGAAAAAGUGCUUGUGUUUUCCAAUAAACUAGUUCAAGAUCAUUUAU
Messenger RNA from Stegostoma tigrinum, 5385 nucleotides. RefSeq names its product ribosomal protein S6 kinase alpha-5-like. Lineage: Eukaryota; Metazoa; Chordata; Chondrichthyes; Orectolobiformes; Stegostomatidae. Gene Ontology annotation, biological process: intracellular signal transduction; regulation of DNA-templated transcription; protein phosphorylation. Gene Ontology annotation, molecular function: magnesium ion binding; protein serine/threonine kinase activity; ATP binding. The record is from RefSeq and is a predicted model, not a curated record. The transcript is spliced from 17 exons. The coding region runs from base 122 to 2491 and encodes 789 amino acids.